Messenger RNA from Paramecium sonneborni, 402 nucleotides. NCBI's taxonomy places the organism in Eukaryota, Ciliophora, Oligohymenophorea, Peniculida, Parameciidae. The record is from the annotation of a GenBank genome assembly.
AUGUAAGUGUAGAAAAAAAGUCAAUAGUAAUCGUUUGCAGAAUAUGUUAAAUAAAUAACUAGUUAAUCUGUUAAUAGAUUGUAACAAACAUCUACAAAACAGUUUCGAUAGACAAAUCUUCCUUAAUUAUUAAGUGAUAUUGAUAGAUCACCAUAUAUGAUGACCAGUUUAGACAAAGCUAAAUUUCCUUAGGUGGCUAAGAUGAGCAAAACUUCCUAUUUGAAUUAUAGUUCAACAGAACAUAAGAAUUUUGAAGAUUUGGCAUCCAAAUUUGUUAAGCAGUUAGGAUAACAUACAACCAGAAUCGAAAAGGACACUCCAAGAAUUAAUUUGAUGCGCUUUUAGUUAAACAUCUAAAAGUCAAAGAGACAUCUAUUGAGAAAGAGUCCAAUGCCAUUCUGA